Molecule: messenger RNA, 1374 nt
Organism: Rotaria sordida
Lineage: Eukaryota; Metazoa; Rotifera; Eurotatoria; Philodinida; Philodinidae
Source: the annotation of a GenBank genome assembly
AUGGCUUUAUUUGAAGUUGUUGUUAGUUUUGCUGAAGUAUCCUUCGAUGAAGUGGCUGAUUGGGCUGAUAAAAGACUUGACAAAACUUUAGGCAUAGAUGAAAGUGGUGAGCCAAAAUUAAUUGCCGAAGCCUUUGCUGCUGCUAUGUACAAUAGAAAAAUAAUAAAUACCCAGAACAAUCCACGUCGAGCAAUAAGUGAACCACCAACAGAUGAUCCAAAACCACAUCAAGCUGCAAGAGUUCAAAGUCUUCAGUUCAAUAAAUAUUUCUAUGUUAAAUCCAUUUCUAUUACUGGUGAUGCUGCGGGUCCAACUAUAGUUCCGAUUAAUUCUCCAUUUAUUGUGUCUGACAUGAAGGCUUUUCGCAAUUUUGCUCGUUCUCUCAUCUUUGAACCUAAUGUUGUAUGGCAUUUAAAAGCUGAAGCUACUGUACGACCUAUAUCACGUCAUAUGCUUUCUUAUUCGAAGAUUCCAUUUAAUAAAGAAGUUACGUUGGAUGCUUUAAAUCGUCUUCCUAAUGUAAGCAUUGUUUCAAUUAGUUUAAAACGAUCAGAUGCAUAUCGAGUACUUAUCGAUCUUAUUAUCAAAAUUACUAAUCCAUCUAUAUUCAGUCAAUUAUAUUUUUCUUUACAAUACAACAAUUGGUCUAUUGGUCAUGUUGAAUCAACUAGUAACAAUAUUACGAUUCAUCCAAGUGAAAAUGCUAUACAAUUUUUCGGCGAAUUACAAUCUGCAUCAUCAGAAUCUUAUAAUGCUCUUUCUAUUGUCAUUCAAAAUUUUCUUACGGGUCAAACAAGUAAUGUUGAAGCAUUAGCUGGUCCAAAUGCUACAUCAUAUCCUCUCCUCGCAGUUGGUAUAAUAGGUCUUUCUUUAAAUGUUCAUAUGCCUCCAUUUAAGGAACAACUUAUUGCUUCAUUAAUAUUUAAUUCUAUGUCUCUUAUUCCGUCGACAAAUAAGAAAAAAGUAAUGCUUUCAGCUUCAAUUACUAUUAAAAUAAAUUCACCUCUUGGUCCAAAAUCUCCACUUAAUAUCCAAAAAAUGGAUAUGAGUGUUUUUCUUCUCUAUGAAAAUGAUUCUGUUGGAAUACUUAAUGUUUCUCAAGCGCCAGUUAAACAACUAGAUGAAAUAACAUACCAAUCGCAAUUUAAUACGAAAUAUUUAAGUCUUACUGAUACAGGUGCUGCUAAUAAAACACAUCCAAUUGAUUUUCGUAUUGUUGGUGUGGCAUCUAUCGUUGGUUCAUUUGCUCUUGGUCCUUUGAAUAUUGAUCAACUGCUUAUAGAAAAUAACGUACCUUUAGUAGGUCUUGACAGCCUCAACGAUGUUCAUGUUGAUGAAAUUUCUGUUGAUAGAACACAAGGAGCUGCUCUUUGA